AUGAGAUUCUAUCUUAGACACAACUACAUGUCCUUGGGACGCCUACUCGACGCCGCCGUCGCCGGCGGCAAGGUGCACGCCGCCGAGUUGACGAUCACGACGACAUGCCGCCGCUCGUUAGACAACGACGACGACUACGAAGAUACUGAGCGCUCUCUGGUCGGGUACGGCCGGCGUUUCAGGGCUCUCUUCGAUGCCUGCCCAGCAGCUUGUUUCGGAGCUGUGACCCAGCUCACCCUGGAGAAGAUGAGCCACGGCAAGCCUGACUUGGACGACAUUCUCACUACCUGUACAGGGCUCGAGAAGCUGUCCUUGCAUAACUGCGGCCCCGGGGUCGGUGCGUUGUGGGACGUGCAGCACGCACGGCUCAAAGACAUCAGGAUCUGCCUGUGCGCCAUCCGUGGCGUCAAGCUCGUAUGGCUUCCCAGAUUGGAGCGCUUCACUUUGCAGGGCUGGCUCUUCACGACUGAUAAGCUUGUAUCCUUGGGUCAUGUUCCACGCCUCACUACUGUCACCUUGUCUGAAGACAUCGGCCAUAACGAACAGACUCUCAAGUUAAGCUGCAUCCUUACCAACAACACUGCACUUAGGGAUCUGCGGCUCAAUUUCAGAGACAGUAACAUCUGGGUUCAACCAGAAACGUCAAGACGUCUGACAAAUGUGUUUAAUUAG
Messenger RNA from Miscanthus lutarioriparius, 672 nucleotides. The record is from the annotation of a GenBank genome assembly. NCBI's taxonomy places the organism in Eukaryota, Viridiplantae, Streptophyta, Magnoliopsida, Poales, Poaceae.